This is a messenger RNA of Adineta steineri, 6306 nucleotides long. The record is from the annotation of a GenBank genome assembly. NCBI's taxonomy places the organism in Eukaryota, Metazoa, Rotifera, Eurotatoria, Adinetida, Adinetidae.
AUGAAUUGUUCAACACGAGAAGAAAUUGCACGUCAUAUUGAAUUAUAUACUUAUCCAUUUUUACUUGGUAUUGGAACAGUUGGAAAUCUUUUAUCAAUUGUUGUUUUAAUUCAAAUGAGACAACAUAGUGUUUAUCGUUAUUUAACAUUUAUGGCUAUUGCUGAUACUGUUCUUUUAUAUAUUGGUUUAUUACGUGAAUUACUUUUAUCAUCAAGUUUUCAAAUGCAUAUUCAAGGUACAUUGCUAUGUAAAUUACAUGUUUUCUUCUUCUAUAAUACUCUUCAUCUUUCUUCAUGGUUUCGAUGUUGUCUAAAUUUGGAUCGUUAUGUUGCUGUUAAAUUUCCUAUAUAUACAUCAAAAUGGUGUCGUACACGACAAGCAUCAAUAAAUUCAAGUAUUGUAUUCGUUGUUUUAUCAUUAUCAAAUGUUCAUCUAUUAAUAUUUGUUCAUGGUGAUGAUGGUAAUAAUCAUAAUCUAUUAAAUAUUUCAAAUUUUACAGGCGGCUCUACUGUGAAUCCAUUCCAAUAUCAACGAUGUUAUUUACAUCCAAAUUAUGUACAUUUUUUCGAACAAAUCUAUACAUGGAUUGAUAUGUUUCUUGUAACAAUAAUCCCAUUUAUAUUUAUUAUUUUAUGUAAUUUAACUGUUAUUAAUCGUGUAUUUCUUGUCUCUAGUCCGAGUAAAAAAAGUGAAAUAGUUAGUCGUUCCAAAGCAACAAAUCGUUUACGUUCAUUAUGUUUAAUGAUGAUAUGUUCAUCAUUUGUAUUCGUUGCAACAACAUUACCGGUAACUGCAUUUAUUAUUGAUUUAUUAUCACAUAAAGCAUCUAUUGAUGUAAUGCGUUGUCGACGUAUACAAUGGACAGUAUAUAAUAUUUUAAUGUAUUUUAAUUAUGCUAGUAUACUUAGUUAUUGUUUAUCGGGUACGGAAUUUCGUCAUGUAUUAAUGAAAACAAUACAUUUUCGAACAAAACCAAGUUUAGCAUCAAUGUUUCAUACAGAUAUGAUGAAUGCUGUUAAUCAACGUCGAACAUCAACACCACAACAAUUUCAUCGUGUACUUGUUGAAUAUCAAGGACAACAACGUUUUCGAUCAUCAUCUGUUAGUGUAUUACCAGUUAAUAAAAAAGAUACGAAAGAUCAACAUCAUAUGUUAAAAAUAACACCAACAAAUACAAAAUAUUUACAAAUUCAACAACCAGAUUAUCAUAAUCGUUAUAGACAUUCUUGUACAAGUCAAACAAAUUGUGGAGGAGUGACAGUAUCAUCAACAAUUCAAAGUCCACUUAAUACGAGAUGGAAAUCAAGUUAUGCUACAAAUAAUCAACAUGAUAUACUAGAUCCUAAUGAUGACGUAAACUCUAAUGAUGCACAUAAUAUUCCAUUUAUUAAUGAUUUACUUGAAAAUAUAAAAAAUUCUAUAUAUUUAUCUUCUUCAUCAUCAUUAAUUAAACCAAUAUCACCUUCAUUAAAUAAAAAUUCUUCGAUCCUUUAUGGAUUUCUCGAUGCCAAAUUUCUUUCAUAUUUAUAUAAUUUUUCUACACAAGAAUUAUCGAGAAAAAAAUCUAUUGAUAUUGAAGGUAUUCAAUGUCCAAUAGAUAAUCAAUUCAAUGAUAAAUUAUCAUUAUUUCAAUCAUUUGAAAUUCUUCUUCUACUUUGUUUUCAAUCAUCAUAUGAUCAAGAAUAUUCAUCGAAUUAUUUUAUUGAAAAAUAUUUUUCAAAUUAUCAAUUAAAUCAAAAUUUAUUAAUUCGUAUUCUUGAUGAAAAAAUUUAUUUAUAUCUUGAAGAACUUUCUCUACCUGAUCCAGUAUCAUAUGAAUAUAUCAAAACAAUAUUUUCUUAUAUAUGUUUAAAUACUUAUCAAUAUGAAAUAAAUCUACGUGAAAAUGAUUUAGAAAGUUUAUUAAAUUUAUUUACAGAAUCAUUUCGUAUUUAUCGUCGUGAUGUACGUUUAUGUCAACAAUUAUUUGAUUUUUUAAAAUUAUUUUUAAAAAAAUUUUAUGAAAAAAAUAUUCAGAAAAAAUUUUUUCUGAAUGAAAAUUGGUUACAUUUAAAAAAAAUUUUUGAUGCUUUUUGGCAAAUGACAAUUAAUAAAAAUAUUCUAUUAAACAAUCAUAUAAGAAAAUCAAUUUUACAAAUUAAACAAAUUCUUAUUCAAGAUGAUACUAUUAGUUUUGAUGAUAUACAAAAUUUAUUAAAUGAUUCAUCAUAUUUUGUUCGAUUAGAAACAAAUAAACUUUGUUUAAAUUUAUUUUAUGAAAAUAAUCGUUUAAAAUCAUCGAAUGAACAAGAAAUAAUUUAUCAAAAUUUAAUUGAAAAAAAUUCUAUUAUGUUUUCUUAUUUUACAACUAUAAGUGAAUAUCUUUCAUGUCAAAUAGCUUUUUAUUUAAUUAAAUACGGAAUGAAUAAACAAUUAUCGAAAAAUCUUAUUAAACAUAUUCUUCCAAAAAAUGUUUCAAUUCAAGCAGUUAUUCAAUAUUAUCAUCAACAUUUAUCAUAUGAAAUAAAAGAUUUUCCAUGGGAUUUUUUAAAUAUUAAUUCAUCAAAAGAAGAAUUUUAUUCAUUUAUAUUUUCAACAUAUUUUCUCUCGACUCUAAGCGAUCGACAAGAACUUAAAGGAAUUUUUUCUGAUAUUAAAUCUUCAUUAAUUGAAUAUUUUCCACAAGUACAAGCUUAUCUUUUACCGUUAUUAGUUAAGAAAACAAAAGAGAACAAUCAUGCUGAAGAACAUCGACAGUUAAUUGAAAAAAUACUGACAAAAACUGAGUAUAAUCGUUUAAUGAAACAAAAAUUAACCAUGAUUAUUUUCAAACUUUUAUUAACUUAUUGGAAUAACCAAGAAAAUGAAUUUUAUGAUCCAUGGUCACCACAAUUAAUUUUACCAGCUUAUCCUUGGUCAACAUUGAGAAAUACUUUUGAUUAUAUUAAACAAAUAAUGAAUGCGAAAACAUUUGUUGAACUUUUAAUAAAAACAGCGGAUAUUAGUGAAAUUCUUCUUUGUUUAUCAUCGAAUCUUUUCUCAACAAAUUCUCUUCAUGAACAAUUACGUUUACUUGAUAUAUUUUCAUUAUUUGUAACUGAUAUACUCUUAAAUUCAUUGGAUAAUGAUUAUUUACAUAGUAUACUACGUGAUUCAACUUAUAUAUUAUUACGAUAUAUCGAAAAAACUUCUCAAAUAAAAUAUGAAGAAAUUUAUCAACAAGAAUUAAAUGAUAAAAUUCUAAAUAUUAUUUGUCAACUUCUUCAUCAAUUAUGUAUAAAAGGACUUGAUUAUGAUGCAUCAAUUUAUCUUAAUCAUAUUCCAGAUAUUAUUUCAAUUCUUAUUAAUAACAAUCAAUAUUUAACAAAAGAACGUAUUCAAAUAAUUUUAAUUCAUAUUUAUCAAUUUAUUAAACAUAAUAACAAUUCAAUCUAUAUUUUAAUAUCAUAUGCAAUAGAAAAAUUAGGAUAUUUAACAAAUGAAAUCCAACGAAAACCUCAAACCAUAUCAACAUCAGAUUAUUUUUCGUAUCUUUCUGAUCGUCGUUCAUCAUUACCAGUUGAAUGGAUAUUAGAAAUGUUUCAUAAUCAUUUAGAAAUUGAACGACAAAAUUCUUCUUCAUUAUCUCUUAAUAUUGAUCCUUCAAUAAUAUCUCAUGUGAAACAACAAUUAAUUGAAUGUCUUUUACUAAAACAUAAUCAUAUUUUAGCUGGAAAAUGUUUAUCAAAAUGUUCAUUAUUUCUAUCAAAUAAUAAUAAUCAAGAGAAUCUUGAAGAAGAUCAAUAUGAACAAAUUCCAUUAUGGAUUAUUGAAGAUUUAAUAAUGUUUUAUCUGAUUGAUAAAGAUCAACAUAUCGUUGAAUGUACACAUUAUACAUUAAAAACUAUUUUAAAUCAUUCAAUUGGACAAGAAUUCUAUCAAAAAUAUUUAAAAAAUAAUUUAAUACAAAUUUAUUCCAAACCAUUUCUAUCUCAAAUAAAUUCUUCAAUAAAAUUACAAACAAAUUUUACUUCAUCAUCAAAUCCAUGGUUAAUAACAUCAAUAUCAUCGUUUCAAACAUGGUUUAUUUCAUUAAUUAAUUAUCUUUUCAAACAAAUUGAAUGUUAUUAUAUUGAACAAAAAGAAACUGGACAUCCAUAUGCAUAUCUAUUUCUUCAAUUAAAAUAUUUAAUACAAUUAAAAAUUGAUUUAGGAAAAAAAUUAUUUCCAUAUUUAAUUAUUUGUUUAUUAUUACUUCCAGCAAAAUUUAAUCUUCGACAAUUAUUAACAAAAAAUUUUAAUUUUCUUAUUGAACAAUUACUUGAAAAUAAUUAUUUAAUUUCGAAUGACAUAGCAAAAAUUCUUUUUCGUACGAUAAAUUAUUUAAAACAAUGUCCAAUUGAUACGAUAAAUAAAAGAAAUGGAGGAAAAUAUUUAUUUCUUAAUUUUGAUAAUCAUUUUUGGUUGGAUAUUGAUUAUUUUCAAUUAGCUAAAUGUGCAUCGAAAUAUCAAUGUUAUCAGUCAGCUAUUAUGUAUACAGAUAUUUGGACAACUAAACAAAGAUCAAUUUUACCGGAUAAUGAUUAUUCAAUACAUUUAUAUCAUUCUGAUAUUGAUUUAUUUUCUUCUUCAUCAGAUUUAGUUGAUUUAUUUGUUCGUAUUCAUUCAAAUAUAAAUCAAUCAGAUGAAUUCUAUGGUCUUGAUAAAUAUUUUCAAAAUCGUCCAAAUCUCUCUGGAGAAUUUAAUCAAUUAAAUAAUAAUUAUUAUGAUUCAUUAUUUUAUUAUGAUCAAGCAGCAUCAACAAUUGAUUCAUCAAAAUUUAUUCAAACAUUACGUUUAUGUGGAUUUAAUCAUAUACUUGAACAAUAUUUAAAUCAAAUGUCAUCAUUAUCCGAUCAAAUCUUUUAUCGUAUUCAAUUAACAUCAAUAUUAACUGGACAAAAUAAAUUAACACAAUGGAAAACAUCGGAUGAACAAUCAUCAAAUCAUAUUCGACAAGAUAUUUUAUCAAUAAUACAACGACAAACACAUGUUUCAUUAUCAUCAAUACCACAAUUAAUUGAUCAUAAUUUAUGGUCAAAUGUUUCUGAUUUUCGUGAAUGUUUCCUUAUUAAUAUUAUUGAUGAUAUAACAACAAACUACCAAAAUCCUCAAAUAUUAUCAAAAAUAUGGUCAAAUCAAAUAAAUAAUUUAAUUAAAGAAGAUAUUUUCGAUCAUAAUGAUGAAAUUUUAUUAACGCGUGUAGCAACAACACAAAAAUUAUUAUUACAUAAUAUUAAUCACGAUAAAGAAAAUCAAGAUAUUAAACAAACACUUUUAGCAGAUUUAAUUACACAAUUAUGUCAAAAUGCAUUAGAUUGUAAAAAACUUCAAUUAUGUGAUCGAUAUCUAAGUGAUUUAUCUCCAUUAAUUGAUCGUUCAUAUUCGCAUAAACUAUCAUUUCUUCGUGCUAAAGUUCUUGUUCUUCGUCAACAAGAUACAGCUGGUGAAUAUCUUCGACAAUUAAUUGAAUCUCCUUUACCAGAUGCAAUUCAUAUACGUUGUCGUUUAUUAUUAUGUGAAUGGCUUAAUGAAACUCGAUGUGAAACAUCAUCAACUAUAAAACAACAACUUGAUUUAAUAUCAAAUUCUAUAAAAAAUCUUGAUUUAUCAUCAUUAUCUCUUAUAUUUGAAUCUUAUCUAGCUAUGGCACAUUUUAGUGAUAAUGAAUAUCAACGUUUAAAUCAAUUACUUCAUUCACCCAUGUUUGAAAAUAAAAAUUCUUUAAUUAAACGUAAUCAAGCUGAAUAUGAUAAACAAGAAAAAUUAGAUCCAUUAGGACGUUAUACAAAAGUAUUAAAACGUAGUUUAGAUAUGGAUAGAAAAGAAAUCGAAGAACAAAAAAAACUUCAAUAUAGUUAUUUAAUUUCAACAUUAAAUAAUUAUUUAACAUGUUUAAAAUUUUAUUCAAAUUUAUCAAGAAAACAAACAAAAAAUUCGAUGAUAACAACAGAUAUUAUUAAAAAUAAUUCUGUACCAGAAAUAAUGAUUACAUCAAAAUGUCUUUCAUAUUGGUUUACAAAUUUUAAAAAUGAUGAAGUUAAUAAAACUUUGAAGAAAAAUCUUUUAAAUAUUCCAACACAUUUUUUCUUACCAUUCGUUUAUCAAAUGGCAGCAAGAAUGGCUUUAAUUAAUGAUAAAUUACCAUUAGGAUUUCAUUCAAUUCUUUUAGAAUAUUUAUCAAGAUGUAUUAUUGAUCAUCCACAUCAUGUUUUACCAGUUAUUUUUGCUCUUGCUAAUGCACAUAAAGAUGCACAUAUCAAUCAACAACAAACAACUACAACAAAUACUGGGAAAAAAAAACAAUAG